CAACGUUCUUUACCUGCGCGAUCCUUCGACACCGUGGAAAGGAUUGCUCAGGUUGAAAAGGGUGGAGGGGGGGGUGUGUGUAUGUGCCAGCCCGUUUUCAUCUCGCUCGGUACUUUCAGUGUUGCUUCUCGGUACACGAGUUCGCGUUAACGAUCGAGGAAGCGCGGUACUGCGAGUGUCGCAGCGCCGUGUGCACUCGCUGCUGCAGUCAGUGAUCGUGGAGGGUGCUGAGAGUAAAGGGGUGAGAAGAGAAAAGGGAUGAUCGCAGGUGCGCGCGCGAGACAGCAUCUUUAACCCUUUGCGGACGAUUGACUCGUAUACGCGUCCAAACAAAAUCGUCAUAGUAACGUUGAAAUUUUUACACACGUAUUGCGCUAACUUUUUCAAAGAAUAUACGACUGUAAGCGUGAACGUAACAGUAGAGAGAGUAUAUGCACUUCUGUCCGAAAGUCAGGGGACAACUAUUAAAAUUCUUGUUAAAAAAAAAGUAUUGGAAUUGUUUUUGUGCCUUAUACAAUUAAGGGAUGUGUAAUUGUCACUUGUGUAAAAAUGUGUAGCAGACAGAAUUUUAAGAAAAUCAUUAAUUAGCAGAAUCUCCCAACAUCUAAUUAUGGGAUCUAGAAUAUUUGUGAAAGUAAUUUAUAGUGAUUGUUAAUAUAUCUUUUUUUUUCAUUGCAGCCUUAAUAUCUUGAUAUAGUGUUUUAAAAUUAAUGUUCAUGGCAGUUUGAAUUAUUCAGAGCCACAUUUCUGCAUAAAUCACAAAGAUAAUUUUUUUUCAUGAUCUAUUGUAUUUUUUAUGAGAUAGCAAAAUGAUUUGUAAAUGAUUUGCAAGAAGUAAACAAUUAAAAUUUUUUAAAUCAAAUUCAUAUCAAUCCUUUUUGGUCGAUUUUAUCGUAAAUAAAUAAGAUUUCGUGUCAGACUUAAAAGUACUCCGUUCGCAAAGGGUUAACGCUCUUCGUGAACAGUCUACAUCGUACAGAAGAAAUUGAACACGGCGUUGGGAACAAGCGUAGAGAACUCGUCGAGGAACUUCAGAGUUUGAGAAAGGACGACUGCCGCUACCUUGACGAACUUCGAGCUGCGAACUUCUAGAAAGCCAAAAGGCCAUGCGAUUCUCAGGAGCUUUCGAGGAGUUCCUUAAACCUAACCCAAGAAUACGUCAACCAAUGUGGACAACUUCUAGGAUCCUCUUGGAGGCUUUUACGGAUCAAUUUUUCGGCGUAUCUUUUCAAGCAAGGAAGACGACAAAAGAAGAUAGAGAGAGAAGUUUGCAACCAUACAGCGAAGAAAGAAGACUUUGCUGGAAAUAAGCUGUUCCCGUUACCUCCACUGCAUUAUCGAUGAAAAGUGUUAACGGAACGGGAAUCCAGUACCGACCACUUUUCCAAUAUCGACCUCGAUUCCAACUUCCAUUCAUAACUUUGAAAAUAACGAUGUAAGAAGAAAUCUUGAAAUAAAGAGAACAAUAAUUUCUACUUUCGUCGAAACCGGAUCAACUUUCCAAACUGCCAACUUUUCGAUCUUCGACUUUAUAAAAAAUAGAGAAAUUUUCAUGAAAGCUGGAUGAAUUUUCCAGGUUGUGAAGUUUCUCAAAGCGGACUUGUCAGUGGGUAAAAAAUAGAAGAAAAUUCUUCAGUUUCAAAUAAAAUAGAAAAGGAGAAAUACAAGGGAGGGUAGUUAUUAUUAGUGGUGGGAUGCCCCCAUGACAAAAGGGCGGCACGUGGUGAUGUCUUGUUGUUGUUGGUGCUGCGACAGCCUCGGCGGUGCCGGUUCUUCAAGUGCUGGUGCUGGGGAUGUUGUUACCGGUGCAUCUGGUGGCAGUGUAGUUGUCGGUAGUAACAGCAAUAACGCCGGUGGUGGUGGUCUUGGUAUUGCUUCCGGUCUUUCUGCAAUGCUAUCGCUGGUCGUUGUCACGGUGGCCAUCAGUACAGGAGAGUGGCUUCUAACGGAAGAGAAACUGCCGAAAACUUCAUCGAACGCUUCUGCGGAGCCUGACAGCAAAGUUACCUACAGCGGUCUCUGGAGGGUCUGCGUUGCCAUAAGCUCUCGUAUGGAAUACGAAUGUUCGAGCAUUGACUAUUUCCCGAACGAGGAGUACAGCCCGGAUCCGAGCGAUUCGACCAUGGCAAUACCAUACGCAGUUACCAAGUCGGCGAUGUUCUUCUUCGCUGCAACAUCGCUGCUGGUGCUGGCUGAAGUUUGUUACUUCACUGCUCACGUUACUCACCCGAGACACAGACUUUGCGUCUUUGUCGCCGGAGUGGUCUUCAUAGUUUCCGGUUUGUUAAUGCUGGUGGGAAUGGUGAUGUACAUAUCUGUGUUCAAAGCUGAGGUUGGCAGUAAGCUCAGACCAAGGUCGUCAUUUCAGGGACCGCCCUUCACCUACAGGUACGGAUUCUCAUUUCUGCUGUACGUGAGUGGCUUCAUCACGACCGAAGUCGCUGGCACUUACGCCAUUUUCUUGUAUAUCUCUUGGCACCAAAAAGAACUGGUACGGAGAGAUUCCAGGCGAAAAAAUUACGGGGGUGUGUAUCACUUAGACAAUCACCACGUGCAUCAUGCAAAUCAUGCGACAAUAGGUCACAGUGGUUUCCUGUGCGAAAGGCAUCAGAAGAGAUACUUUUUCAGCAGGGAUUCCGUGGAUCACGUCGAUUUCGACGAAUUUUUGCCACCACCGCCAAAUUUGGACUACCAUGACUAUUCCAGACAAUUUCCCAGAGAUCUUACCACCCAGACAGUUAGUACAACAGCUGAUGUGCUCCAGGAAGAGGAAGAGGAAUACAGCCCGAGUGUUCAACACGAAUUCGUGACCUUUGAUCUAGACGAACCACUACCACCACCACCACCCGUUAGGGGUAGCGAAUGGAGUUUCGAUACGUUGAGGAAAACGACUCCCGUCUGAUAUACCGUCAGAUACGCGCGGUUGGUACAAAGCGUUGAAAGCGACGACGACGAGGAGGAGGAAACGGAAACCGAAGAGGACCACGACCUAGUCGGCGAUUGAACGGAUCCGGUCGAUUUUUUAACGAGACACCUUGCAACGCGACCGGAAGCCUUUCAUCGUUCACGACUCGUCGACAAUCGACGCGGAAACAAACGAAGCUUGGAACGCUUGAUCGAUGAAUUAUCGAAUGGCUAUCGAUCGAAGAACUUGGAGCUAUCGAAGAACUAUCCCGUGGCAAGUAAUUCGCUCGUCACCGAUGAAAAUAAGUGAACGAAGAAACGGAAUUAAUCCACGAACGAUAAAGUGCUUCGACUGUAAUUAACAUGUCCAACUUUAUAGUUCUCUUGACGGUGAACAUUUUCAAAGGUAAAUCAAUGACUCGUUUAAUUCGAUGAAUGUUCUAAGAAAGUUUCACCAGUUUUAAAAGGCUUUUAAUCAACUGCUAACGCUCGGAUUCUCGCUUGAACACAAGAAGAGUGUGAAUUUGUUGAAAAUGAACCGUUGGCGAUGAAAAAUAUGAACGAGAUAAAAGGGACACGUGGAUGAACUUAAGGAUUAAUUGAACGAAUCGAGAUGUAAAUGAUCAUUCACGUGAUUCGUGAAAUUUUAAUGUGAGUGUACAGGAAAGAGACAGAAGUAUGGAAAUUAAAAAGGAAAUCACUGGAUUUGGGAGAGACAAAUUUCAUGAUUAUUGCUGCGAUAACGAUCUUAUAGGUAUUAAGAUUAUUUAUAUUGGUUCCUGUUUCCUUGCAAAAGGAAGGAAAGAUGUUUGUUUAAAAGACUGCAAUCUAUAUCUGCCAAAGUUAAUUAAAAUCGAGACUGUGAAUCGAUCAAUCGGUAUAAUUGUAUAAGUAUUAAUAUAUUCGUUGUAAUUGCGAUAUGUGUAAUCGUGGAACACCUGAAUUUUUGUUACUGUGAAAAUCUUUUGUUUUCUAUAUUGUCUGAAAUGGAAUUAUUUUUUACACACAAAUUUUAAAAAAUAUAAUUCGAAUUUUAAUUCUACUGUUCCUAUUCGCAACUCUAUAUUUAUUUCCAAUUGUGACAAUUUGCAAAAUUAAAAUCCUAAAUAAUUUUAAACGAUUCCAAAUUAAU
Osmia bicornis bicornis is the source of this 4036-nucleotide messenger RNA. It is a transcript of the gene Stg-1, whose product is annotated as voltage-dependent calcium channel gamma-7 subunit. The transcript has 10 exons. Gene Ontology annotation, cellular component: postsynaptic density membrane; AMPA glutamate receptor complex. The coding region runs from base 1703 to 2902 and encodes 399 amino acids. Gene Ontology annotation, molecular function: channel regulator activity; voltage-gated calcium channel activity. Lineage: Eukaryota; Metazoa; Arthropoda; Insecta; Hymenoptera; Megachilidae. Gene Ontology annotation, biological process: neurotransmitter receptor transport, postsynaptic endosome to lysosome; positive regulation of synaptic transmission, glutamatergic; transmission of nerve impulse. The record is from RefSeq and is a predicted model, not a curated record.